This is a messenger RNA of Melanotaenia boesemani (Boeseman's rainbowfish), 881 nucleotides long. It is a transcript of the gene mrps23, whose product is annotated as mitochondrial ribosomal protein S23. The coding region runs from base 249 to 758 and encodes 169 amino acids. Gene Ontology annotation, biological process: translation. The record is from RefSeq and is a predicted model, not a curated record. NCBI's taxonomy places the organism in Eukaryota, Metazoa, Chordata, Actinopteri, Atheriniformes, Melanotaeniidae. The transcript is spliced from 5 exons. Gene Ontology annotation, cellular component: mitochondrion; ribosome. Gene Ontology annotation, molecular function: structural constituent of ribosome.
UCUACCACAGCGGGCGCUACCUUCAGUUCGCCAUGCGCACUUCUUCGGCUCGUACACGAUGAUACUGAGAUUGAUUUCCGGGUCAGAGGCAAAAGGACGAAGGAGCAGAAGAGGAGGAAGCAGACAUUAAAGAAAUGUGGAAAGUCUUAUGUUUGUAGCUCUUUGCCUGUCGAUGUUAACGUGGGUGCUGUGAUUACUUCACUGCUCGAGCAGACAGUGUAACUGCAUCUGCUGACAGAAAGGUUGAAAUGGCAGGCAGCAGGUUGGAAAGGUUUGGAACUGUGUUCACCAGGGUUCGAGAUCUGAUGCGCUCAGGAGUGAUUAAGCCACAUGAAAAACCCAUCUGGUUUGAUGUAUACAUGGCCUUUCCACCCAAGCGGGACCCACUUUAUGUUCGGAAAAGCACCAGACCUGUUGCCAAAAAGCAGGAGACUGUGCCUGAAAUCUUCUACAGAGAGGACGAAGUCAGAGCGAAAUUCUAUGAGCAGUAUGGGACGGGUUCUCGAGCUCUUGAUCUCUCCAAAGCAAACUUUGUGUCUACAUGUCAGAGGUUUGUCAUCAAGUACGCAGAGUUACAGAGUAACAGUGAACUGGACGACUCUGCUCUGUUUGAGGAGACUGGGAAGGCUUUACUCAAAGAGGGCAUCAUCCUGAGAAGGAGAGGACAUCUUCCUGUGGAAGAAUCCAGGGAUCCCGUGUUGGAGCUGAAACUAACAGACAUGUUGGCUGACCAGCAUUCAGCUGAUGCUCAGACAUAAGAACAGAACCCUCCAGCUACAUCACUGAACUAAGCAGCUUGUGGACUCUACACCCCAUUCACUGUAACUUGCUCCUCAAAGCUGCUGCUCAUGUUUGCUCAUCCUCUGUGUCUGUUGGUCACA